GUACCAAUAUAAUUGAUUUAUUAUUCUUACUGCAGUUGUCUUUUACUUUCCUUAUAUGGUUACAAUACAGUGUGUAAUUAGAAACCUCAUCCCUUCUAGGUGAGAUGUCAGAAAAACUAAGGAGAUGCAGGAAGGAACUGACUGCAGCUAUAGACAGGGCAUUUGAAGAUCUCACAGCUCCUUUCUGUCUCUCAGAAGAUUGCAUCAAUAAACAGAAUUCAGACUUGCAGACAGAGACACCUUCCUCCUUGCCCCAAAUGAACAGAGUUAGUUACAGAAGAGAUCCUACUUCUACCUUAUCUUCCUAUCUCAACCAGUCUGCAGCAGUCUCCUGCGUGCUGGAAAAAAAGAAUCCUGUCUUCAUACCAGUAAGCAUUGCCCAAAAUCCCUUAUGCCCAAAGAGAGAACCUUUAACAAGUAAGGAAAAUACUUGGCUACGUUCUUCCAUUUUUGUGUCUGACAGACAACUUCCAAGAACUCUGGGGGACAGAGAGAGAUGGAGGAAAGGGCAUGCGAGCAAAGAUGCUGAAAGAUGCAUGAAGUCAGAAGCAAACAUAGCUGUCCAUGUUGUCUCCCAAGACAUUCCGCAGGCUCUUCCUGACACACCUGGGAACCCAAACAGUUGGGGUAUAGAGGAGUUAGCAGGCCAGCUGGCCCUAGUGAAUGAGUUAAGCAGAGUUCACAGGCACUCAGAUGAGCCCCCCCUGAGAGAUGAUGUUUUAGCCAUCUUUAUGGAUGCGAGCAGCAGUUCUGAAAUAAGGCAUCGAAGACCAAACACUGAGGAUGAAGAGAUUAUCCAAACAGUGCUGGAUUUGGAAGAGGAUUACAGCACAGCCAUCUCUGCUCUGCACCAGCUGAACUAGGGAAACUGGCUCAAAGGUUUACAUAGGCAAAGACUUAAGACUUAAGAAACAACAGUUCUCAAAC
Messenger RNA from Trachemys scripta elegans, 927 nucleotides. RefSeq names its product chromosome 7 C3orf62 homolog (gene C7H3orf62). NCBI's taxonomy places the organism in Eukaryota, Metazoa, Chordata, Testudines, Emydidae. The record is from RefSeq and is a predicted model, not a curated record. The transcript is spliced from 3 exons. The coding region runs from base 105 to 863 and encodes 252 amino acids.